GAACAUUCAUUUUACACAAAAUUGAUCAAAAUAAAAAAAUGAUAUACAUAUCCAGGCUUCCUCUAGUCAAGAGAUUCUUUGCGUAGGGUGGACUCUACGAAAGCAACAGCAUUGACUUAGGAAGUAAUGAAUAAUAACUCAAUUUUAAAUCAGAUUAGUAUAAGAUAGACGUGUAAUAUACCUGCACUUGAAUACUGAUUUUUCCCAACCUUCGUUGAUCAGUGAGGACUAUGAUGGAUAAAUAAAAAACUAGGAUCUAGGUAAGUACGUGUGAAUAUGUAAGGAAGUACUGAACAUUUAUCCUCCAUGGGUAUUUUUCCAUUUUGUUUUCAUUCUUAUGAUUAUAUGUUAAGUAUAAAUUGAAUGAUAAUAAUAAGCUGAAGAGGAAAAUAGUUUGUGAGUUCUUAAGCUACCAAAGUCAAUCUGCGUUUCAAGGUGUUUCCUCUAUAUAGACCAUUAGCAAUUGGCUUCACUGGAAAAGGGAAAUAAGCCCGUGGUAUCACGAGGAGGUGGCCGGUAUUGCCACGGGUCUUCUAAAACCAUUAACGCCUUUAAAAUUCACCACAGCUAUUCUUCUGUGUAUAGCGAUUCGUGUGCCUUUUGGUGUGUCUUUAUUCUUAUUGCUAUUGGAAUAAACCAUAACGGUUUAUACUAAACUUUCCACUGGUCUCCGUUAACGGCCAAUGGUUUAACCGCUCAUCCACAUUGACUACUCUCCCUCAGACGUUGUGCUUCCGCUCGAAUAUUGGUAUAAUCAGCAGCAACCACAAUUUUGAUCGUGUGAAGAUAACUUUGUCUUCUAUUUCUAUUUCUUCAUGUAUGAGAAUUUCUGAGGAGCCACGGUACACUUCUGAAAGCCAGUCUUUUUGGCCUUCUCGCUGGGGCACCAUGGCAAGCCUCAGUCCCACACGGAUCGACCUUCACAUUCUCCAUUUAUUUCAACUUCGUGUGGUGUAAUCUGUUCCCAGAAUGCUUGUAUCGAUAUACCGUAAGGACCACGACUGUAUAGGCAUACGUGUUCACAUAUACACACAAACAGAACCUAUACCGAUAAACAAUGGGUAUACAUAUCAUGCUUUAUCACUGAAGCAUUGCCCUCUUUCCCCAACGCAAAGAUACAAGGUUAGCAAAAUAAUUUUAUACUUAAUUUUUGUACAUUACCUCACCUCAAGUUCAUGAACCUAUGAGAAAGAUGGUAUGGUCUUAGCUGUUCCCUCCCUUGACAAA
This is a messenger RNA of Phytomonas sp. Hart1, 1227 nucleotides long. NCBI's taxonomy places the organism in Eukaryota, Euglenozoa, Kinetoplastea, Trypanosomatida, Trypanosomatidae. The record is from the annotation of a GenBank genome assembly.